AUGACAACCAUAUCUGACCUUUCGGCUCAGCUCCACCCGCAGUCCUCGGUUACCGAUGCCCUGCAUCUUCUGAGUACUGAUUCCGAGUUGACCGAACUCGUCCUCCGCAACUCCUUCGCCGCGACCGUUCACACCUUGGAAGAUAUCCACCUUCUCGGUGGUCCUUCUUACGAGAGUCUGUUCGGGAUUUCCUCUGACGACUGUGCCCCCGCUUUGAAAUUGGUCGUUCGUAAGCUUAUCCGCAUCGCCUCUGCCUUGCAUACUUCUUCGGGUGCUGCUCCCCCUGCUACCACUUCUCUCCCCGAACAAGACACUCCUUGGCUUGACAGUCUCUCUCACUUGCUCACUCUAACUCCAUCGCCCGGUCGUAUCAAGCGUCAGGCGCCAACGUUGGCUGAGCUCCUCGGUGAUCGUGACUCUUUACGUGGAUUGACCUAUUCUCUUCACUGCCCCCCCGAUAUCCUCAUCGACAUCAUGUCUUUCCAGGAUGUGGAUCGCCUCCGU
Molecule: messenger RNA, 504 nt
Organism: Perkinsus marinus ATCC 50983
Lineage: Eukaryota; Perkinsozoa; Perkinsida; Perkinsidae
Exons: 1
Source: RefSeq, a predicted model, not a curated record